UCAGGUAUAUUUGACUCUUCGCACUACUUUUACUAUAAUUUGAUUAAUGUAUUGAACAUGUCCUUCGCACUGGUGUCCUUAAAUGCGUUGUCACAAGCGACCAUCUGUGAUUUAUAGCUCUCUAGGUGAAAAAGAAAAACACAAAAAAUCUGAUGAAAUCAGUGGAAUUGCUUUACUUUACUGUCUUAACACCGUCAUCGUGGACCAUAUGCGAACAAUAUAGACACAAUGUCAUCUCUUAAAUAGUAUUUAAAACGGCCGUGAUUGGCAUUAAGGAUGGGGUUGGAUUAAAGGUAAUAGGGAUCAUCCCGAUGGAUGAUCAUGAUUUUUAUGGGAUUUGUCUCGAGAAUGAGAAGCAGUCGCUUUAAGUGAAAACGGUCGUCUGGGCCUUUUUCCUUUGCUUCACGACAUUUGCCACAUUAUGACUGCCCAUAUGAGACGGGUGGAUGUUUAGGUUCCACCAGGCGACACCCAUGGAUGUCUUGAAGCUGAACGUAUGAGGUGAUGUUACACGCCAUAACGAAGAGCAAAAACUUUAAAGUGGUAUUGUAAGGUAAAAAAAUUGCGCCUGUUCUGAUUCAUAAGCGAUGCAUGGGGUUAUUUUUGUUCCCUCUAAGGUGUGCAGAUAAUGACUGUAAUUGGGAAGGGACAGCGCGUGCCCAGCUGCACACACCCACCCGUCCACCCGACCGUCACAAACAGAGAAGAAAAUGACGCGGUACUAAAUUAGUAUCCAAACCUUAACAAAUUACCCGCUGUAAAGCUAGGUGAAUGGUUUAAUGCGAGAGACAGCGAGGAGAGAAAGCGCCUGUUGUGUAUGACGACACGCCUGGAGAUGUCUUGGAGUCGCCUAGACACAGUUUAACCCGUUGAGUGGAUGUUUGCUACGUGGAAUUCAAACCAAUCUCGAUUCUGUCUGUGAUUUCGUUAACUAUGCCCUGCGGCGAUGUUUGUUGUCUCUAAGCUCACCACCGAUUAAUGUUCACGGUGACGUCUAUGGUGGUUUCUGGUGGCUAUGCAAUUCCCUGCCUCCGGUGUGGAAGGGCGUACUCCUCCGGUAGUCUCGAAGCCUUCGGUAUGGAAAUAAACGAGAAAUGUCAACAUGGCGACAGCUGCUCCACUCGUCCCUCCUCUCGGUAUAAAUCCAUAAAGCCCCCCGUGUCCCAGCAGUCAGUCUAGAUCCUCCUUAGAGAGCAGGAUGAGAAAAUGGCCGCCCAGCUUCUUGUUCCUCCCGGACCUGACAGCUUCAGGCGGUUCCGCCCGGAGUCGCUGGCCGCCAUCGAGCGGUGCAUCGCUGAGGAGAUAGCGCGGCAGCCCAAGGGCGAGAGGCGGCGCGACCAGGACGACGACGACAAUGGACCCAAACCCAACAGCGACCUGGAGGCAGGGAAGUCCCUGCCCUUCAUCUACGGGGACAUCCCACGGGGACUGGUGUCUGUGCCUCUGGAGGACCUGGACACCUUCUACAACAACCAGACAACGUUUAUAGUGCUAAACCGCGGGAAGACCAUCUUCCGCUUCAAUGCCACCCCAGCCGUCUACAUCCUCAGCCCCUUCAACCUGAUGAGGAGAAUCGCCAUCAAAGUGCUGGUGCAUUCAAUGUUCAGUUUUUUCAUCAUGUGUACUAUCCUGUGCAACUGCGCCUUCAUGACGCUGAGUAAUCCACCAGAAUGGGCCAAAAACGUGGAGUACACUUUCACUGGGAUCUACACCUUCGAGUCCCUGAUCAAGAUUCUGGCCAGGGGCUUCUGUGUGGGGAAGUUCACCUUCCUCAGGGAUCCCUGGAACUGGCUGGACUUCAGUGUUAUAUCCAUGGCAUAUGUGACAGAAUUUGUGGACCUCGGCAAUGUCUCUGCACUUCGAACCUUCAGGGUUCUCCGGGCUCUCAAAACUAUAUCAGUCAUCCCAGGCCUGAAGACCAUUGUAGGCGCUCUGAUCCAGUCCGUGAAGAAGCUGUCAGACGUGAUGAUCCUGACGGUGUUCUGCCUAAGUGUGUUUGCCCUCAUUGGGCUGCAGCUCUUCAUGGGAAACCUGCGGCAGAAGUGUGUGCGGAUCCCCAUAGACGGUCCCACGGCGCCCCCCUCUGCCCUGCCGCAGAACUUCACGCUGGGCCCCACUGACGACCUAGAGCUGGCCAACAUAAGCCUACCCAACAACACCUUCAACUGGACCGAGUACAUCAGCGACAACCGGAAUUACUACUAUCUGCCCGGCCGCCGUGAUGCUCUGCUCUGUGGCAAUGGUAGUGAUGCAGGGCAGUGCCCAGAGGGGUUCAUGUGCAUUAAGGCGGGCUUCAACCCGAACUUCGGCUACACAAGCUUUGACACCUUCAGCUGGGCCUUCCUGUCGCUCUUCCGGCUCAUGACCCAGGACUACUGGGAGAACCUCUAUCAGCAGACCCUGCGUGCCGCUGGGAAGCCCUAUAUGAUCUUCUUCGUGCUGGUGAUCUUCCUGGGCUCGUUCUACCUGGUGAACCUGAUCCUGGCCGUGGUUGCCAUGGCCUACGACGAGCAGAACCAGGCCACCAUUGAGGAGGCGCAGCAGAAGGAGGAGGAGUUCCAGGCCAUGCUGGAGCAGCUCAAGAGACAGCAGGAGGAGGCGCAGGUUGCCGCGGCGGCGACCACGGGUGAGAGCGGGGAGUACAGCUACCCGGGGCGGGGCGCCCCGUCGGAGGAGAGCUCGUCGGGGGGCGGCUCGCGCCUCAGCUCCAAGAGUGCCAAGGAGCGCCGCAACCGCCGCAAGAAGAGGAGGCAGCGCGAGGAGCAGGAGGAGGAGGAGCAGGAGCAGGAGGAGGACGAGGUCGAGAAGAGGGACGCCGAGAAGUUCCACAAGUCGGCGUCGGAGGACAGCAUCAAGCGCUCCACCUUCCGCUUCUCCAUCGACGCCAACCGCCUCUCCUACGACAAGAAGUGCUCCACACCCAACCAGUCUCUCCUGAGCAUCUCGCGCGGCUCCCUCUUCUCCCCGCGCCGGAACAGCCGGGCGAGCCUGUUCAGCUUCCGGGGCCGGGCGCGCGACUUCGGCUCGGAGAACGACUUCGCCGACGACGAGCACAGCACGUUCGAGGAAAGCGAUAGCCGGCGCGGUUCGCUCUUCGUACCGCGGCGCACCGAACGGCGCAGUUCCAACGUCAGCCACUGCAGCCUGGCGGCGCCGCGCAUCGUGUUGCCUGCCAACGGGAAGAUGCACUGCUCCGUCGACUGCAACGGCGUGGUGUCGCUGGUGGGGGGCACUUCGGUGCCCACAUCGCCCGUCGGCAGGCUGCUCCCGGAGGGCACCACCACUGAGUCUGACGUGAAGAAGAAGCGUUCAGGCUCCCACCGGCACUCUGUUGACUACCUGGAAGAGCCCGUGGCCAGCAGACAGAGAGCCAUGAGUGUGGCCAGCAUUCUCACCAACACCAUGGAGGAGCUGGAGGAGUCUCGUCAGAAGUGCCCCCCCUGCUGGUACAAGUUCGCCAACACCUUCCUGAUCUGGGACUGCUGCGAGACGUGGCUGAGGAUCAAAGAGGUGGUGAACAUGGUGGUGAUGGACCCCUUCGUGGACCUGGCCAUCACCAUCUGCAUCGUGCUCAACACCCUCUUCAUGGCCCUGGAGCACUACCCCAUGACCAAGGAGUUCAACGAUCUCCUCUCCGUCGGGAACCUGGUGUUCACCGGCAUCUUCACAGCUGAGAUGUGCUUCAAGGUCAUCGCUCUUGACCCCUACUACUACUUCCAGGAGGGCUGGAACAUCUUUGACGGCAUCAUCGUCAGCCUGAGCCUGAUGGAGCUGGGUCUGGCUAAUGUGGAGGGUCUCUCUGUUUUACGCUCCUUCAGAUUGCUAAGGGUGUUUAAGCUGGCCAAGUCCUGGCCCACCCUCAACAUGCUCAUCAAGAUCAUCGGCAACUCUGUGGGCGCCCUGGGCAACCUGACCCUGGUCUUGGCCAUCAUCGUCUUCAUCUUCGCCGUGGUGGGCAUGCAGCUGUUCGGCAAGAGCUACCGCGACUGCGUGUGCAAGAUCUCGGACGACUGCGAGCUGCCGCGCUGGCACAUGAACGACUUCUUCCACUCCUUCCUCAUCGUGUUCCGAGUGCUGUGCGGCGAGUGGAUCGAGACCAUGUGGGACUGCAUGGAGGUGGCGGGCCAGUCCAUGUGCAUCGUCGUCUUCAUGCUGGUCAUGGUCAUCGGGAACCUGGUGGUUCUAAACCUCUUCCUAGCCUUGCUGCUGAGCUCGUUCAGCGCCGACAACCUGGCGGCCACGGACGACGACAGCGAGAUGAACAACCUCCAGAUCGCCGUGGGCCGCAUCCACAGUGGCAUCGCCUUCAUCAAGUCGGCGCUGCGGCAGUUCCUGCAGAGCCUGUGCCUGGGAGGGGGGGGCAAGCCGGGGACGAUGGACGAGGAGAAGCCCCUGGACGACCUGCACAGCGACGUGGCCAAGGAGAACUGCCUGACCAAUCACACCAGCCUGGUGGUCAGCGUGGGCGGAGUCAGUAUCGGGCCGGGCGGUGUGGAGCUCACCAAGGACUUCCUGAGGGACGGCGGCAGCGGUGUCACCACGGGCCAUGUCACCACGGGCAACGGGGUGGACGGGCGGGGUGGUUAUGGGAUGGAGGAGGGGGACUACAUGUCGUUCAUCCACAACCCCAGCCUGACGGUCACCGUGCCCAUUGCGGUGGGCGAGUCCGACUUCGAGAACCUGAACACGGAGGACUUCAGCAGCGACUCCUCAGAUGUGGAGGGCAGUAAAGAGAAGCUUCCAGUAGACACUCAUCUGAGCUCGUCGGAGGGGAGCACCGUGGACAUCCGACCCCCAGGAGAGGGAGUUGAGGGUUCCAUCGAGCUGGAGGUGGAGGAAUCCUUCGAGCCAGAAGGCUGCUUCACUGACGGCUGUGUGGUGCGUUUCCACUGCUGUCAGGUGAAUGUGGAAGAGGGCCGGUGGAAGAGUUGGUGGACGCUGAGGAAGACCUGCUUCAGGAUCGUGGAGCACAACUGGUUUGAGACCUUCAUCAUCUUCAUGAUCCUACUCAGCAGUGGUGCUCUGGCGUUUGAAGACGUUUACAUUGAGCAGAGGAAGACGGUGAAGACAGUGCUGGAGUAUGCCGAUAAGGUCUUCACCUACGUGUUCAUUCUGGAGAUGUUGCUGAAGUGGGUGGCCUACGGCUUCGUCAAGUACUUCACCAAUGCCUGGUGUUGGCUCGACUUCCUCAUCGUAGAUGUGUCUGUUGUGAGCCUGUUAGCAAGUGCUCUAGGUUAUUCUGAACUGACCGCCAUCAAGUCCCUGAGGACUCUACGAGCACUAAGACCUCUGAGAGCUCUGUCACGCUUCGAGGGCAUGAGAGUUGUAGUAAACGCUCUGCUGGGGGCCAUCCCCUCCAUCAUGAACGUGCUGCUGGUGUGCCUCAUCUUCUGGCUGAUCUUCAGCAUCAUGGGAGUGAACCUGUUUGCGGGGAAGUACUACCACUGCGUGAACAGCACCACGGGCGAGCUGCUACCCGUCUCGCUGGUCAACAACAAGAGCGAGUGCCUGGCUAUGGCCAACGACAGCGCACGCUGGAAGAACGUCAAGAUCAACUUCGACAACGUGGGGGCCGGCUACCUAGCGCUGCUCCAAGUGGCUACAUUUAAAGGAUGGAUGGAUAUCAUGUAUGCGGCUGUUGACUCACGCAAUCUGGAGCAGCAGCCAGAGUACGAGGUCAACCUCUACAUGUACCUGUACUUCGUCAUCUUCAUCAUCUUCGGCUCCUUCUUCACCCUCAACCUCUUCAUCGGUGUCAUCAUUGACAACUUCAACCAGCAGAAGAAAAAGUUUGGAGGUCAGGACAUCUUCAUGACAGAGGAACAGAAGAAGUAUUACAACGCCAUGAAGAAGCUUGGCUCCAAGAAACCACAGAAACCUAUUCCAAGGCCAACGAACAAGUUCCAGGGCUGUGUGUUUGACUUCGUCACCAGGCAGGCCUUCGACAUCGUCAUCAUGAUUCUGAUCUGCCUGAACAUGGUGACCAUGAUGGUGGAGACAGACGACCAGACUGAGGACAUGGCCAACAUCCUUUACUGGAUUAACCUGGUCUUCAUCGUGCUCUUCACUGGCGAGAGCAGCCUGAAGAUGAUCUCGCUGAGACAUUACUACUUUUCUUUGGGAUGGAACAUUUUCGACUUUGUGGUGGUCAUCUUAUCCAUCGUUGGUAUGUUCCUCUCUGACGUCAUUGAGAAGUACUUUGUGUCGCCAACGCUGUUCCGAGUCAUCCGCCUUGCCCGGAUUGGCCGAAUCCUGCGCCUCAUCAAAGGCGCUAAGGGAAUCCGCACGCUCCUCUUCGCUCUCAUGAUGUCACUUCCUGCCCUCUUCAACAUCGGCCUCCUCCUCUUCUUGGUUAUGUUCAUCUAUGCCAUUUUUGGCAUGUCCAACUUCGCCUACGUGAAGCGCGAGGCGGGGAUCGAUGACUUGUUCAACUUCGAGACUUUCGGCAACUCCAUGCUCUGCCUGUUCCAGAUCACCACAUCGGCCGGGUGGGAUGGACUCCUUGCGCCCAUCCUCAACAACAAGGAGCCCGACUGCGAUAGUCGCUUGGAGCACCCGGGCAGCUCGGUGCGGGGCAACUGCGGCAACGCGUCCGUGGGCAUCAUCUUCUUUGUGUCAUACAUCAUCAUCUGUUUCCUGAUCGUCGUGAACAUGUACAUCGCCGUCAUCCUGGAGAACUUCAGCGUGGCCACGGAAGAGAGCGCCGAGCCGCUGAGCGAGGACGACUUCGAGAUGUUCUACGAGGUGUGGGAGCGCUUCGACCCAGACGCCACGCAGUUCGUGGAGUACCAGAAACUGUCCGAGUUCGCCGACUCGCUGGACCCGCCGCUGCGCAUCGCAAAGCCCAACAGGCUCCAGCUGAUCGCCAUGGACCUGCCCAUGGUGAGCGGCGACCGCAUUCACUGCCUGGACAUCCUGUUCGCCUUCACCCUGCGCGUGCUGGGCGAGGAGGGCGAGAUGGACGCGCUGAGGGGACAGAUGGAGGAGCGGUUCAUGGCCUCCAACCCCUCCAAGGUGUCUUACGAGCCCAUCACCACCACCCUGCGCCGCAAGCAGGAGGAGAUGUCCGCCAUGGUCAUCCAGCGUGCCUUCCGAUGCUACCGCAUGCGCCAGACGGUCAAGCGCGCCUCCCACAUGUACCGGCAGUCCCUGCUGCAGGACGGGGGAUCUCUUAUCAGCCGGGGCGGAGAGAAGGUUCCGGACAAGGAGGUGCUGGUGAUCAUCAAGUUCACUGAGAACUCGGCCUCGGACAAAACAGACAUGACCCCCUCGUCGGCAUCGCCGCCCUCCUACAACAGCGUGGCCAAGUCGGACAAGGACAAGGACAAGUACGAGAAGGACUGGCGGGAGAAAGAGGACAAUGCGAAAGACGCGCGUGAGAGGAAGAAGUGAAGCAGGUCUAGAGGAGUGGGUCCGGACUAGACUGGACUGGACUGGGCCUCCUGCCUGAGACUGGUGGAAGUGUAAGGGACGGUUUACGGAGUUUGGGAGACUGGCCCCUGUAUGCUUUCACAGAUCGAAGGGUUUAGGAAUCCCCCACCAGAUGUUGUGUGUAUUUCUCUCUCUCUCUUUGUGUGUGCACGAGUGUGUGUGUGUGUGUGUGUGUGUGUGUGUGUGUGUGUGUGUGUGUGUGUGUGUGUGUGCAGAAUGAGAUCAGAGUGUGAAUUGAGGUAGCACACACAUUACGACAAUGGUGGGGGGGAGAGUUUUUGGGGGGUGUGACGUACAUUGGUGGAUGGUGCCACAACAUUGGGGAUGUCAUAGACUGGUAUUUUGGUGUGAACGAUAAACUCCCACUCCAUGCGCCUCCCUCACUGACACAGAACUGUUAAAUCGAACGAUAGAACGAGGCCGAAACGAACGAGGCCGCGUCUGAGUCUCCAACAAGGGAAUGUGCAUUUCUAAGAUUUGAUUUAUUAUUCUGAGUGUUGUAACAAUCUGGAAGACUAACGUCAACUGUUAUGUCUGCCUGUAGCUAGGGCUCCUAGUACAGCCGGCCAGUGUCUUGAAUAACAAUUGCUGUAUUAUUUGCUUGCCUUCUUACCAUCUUUUUUAUGGGUUUUUUUAUUUUCUUUUUUUAUGUUUUUUUUUUUUUUUUAAACCAGGAUCUCAUUUUUAUAGCACAUUGAUGUUUUCUACUGGGUUGUGAUUGUGACAAAAAUAAUCCCACGUGGGAACACAUAGACACCACGAACACAUCAGUGAUCUCCUUUAGGAGUCUAUGAUCACAAUGUAAGUCACAGCUCAGAGAACUAAAAGCCCUCGAGAUCGAAUGAGGAAUGUGGCUGAUUAAAAGCCUCAAACAAACUGACACAGGACCCUCGUUCUGCCCUCUAGAUCAGCAAGCUUGAUCGACACAGCUUAGUUCAGCUCAGGUUGAUUUAAAUUAAGGCUGUCGAGUGAGGUUGAGGCUGUAGGCUCACGUGAGGUUGAGGCUGUAGACUUGCGUGAAGUUGAGGCCGUAGACUUGCGUGAGGUUGAGGCUCUAGACUUGCGUGAAGUUGAGGCCGUAGACUUGCGUGAGGUUGAGGCUGUAGACUUGCGUGACGUUGCUAAGUGUGAUAUCACGUCGAACGAAGAGCAGGCCGAGCGGAACAAGACUCAGGUUCGUGUUCCAAGGCCGAGGCUGCCGAGGUGCAAGCCAAACAGCCUGAAUGUGCGCCUGCGAACAGGUGCAGCACAACAAUUGACACACACCUGCAUACAGGUGCAACACAACAAUCGACACACACCUGCGUACAGGUGCAUCACAACAAUCGACACACACCUGCGUACAGGUGCAUCACAACAAUCGAUACACACACUGCAAAAUGGAAUGUCCUAUAAUCUCAGAGAUUUCAAAACCUUCAAACACUUUCUCUCUCUUUCACUCAUUCUCACUCUCUAUCUAUCUCUCUCACGCUUGCUCGUGUCACUGUCUGACUGUUCUGUUCGAGUUAAAUUUUUUCCGAGAGCGUCCAAACUUCCAGAACAAAUAGAAAACAGAAAACAUACAAAAAAGAUGUUUCUAGAGGAGAAGGAGAAAAUAUAGACUCAUAACACAUUACUGCAAGGCAAAACAUAUAGAGUGUGGAUUUCAGUGUCUGUCCUUAUCAGUGCAUUGUAGUUUAUUUCUAUAUGAAUGAGCCAUUUUUCAUUCUAUAAUAAUCUAUUGGGUGGUGACAUGUUUGUAUAUAAUGCACUCCAAGGUGUGGACACUAUAUGUAUCACGGCUGUACACGUGCUUCUGAUGGACACUCUAUUUGAUUCUGUUACCUAUCAUAUUGUAUAUGGGUGCAUAUUACCUCUGUGAUUGUGAGUGUGUGUGUGUGUGUGUGAGUGUAUGAAUGGCUAGUGUGUUUAUGUGUGUGUAUGCGUGAACUAGUGUGCUUUUACGCCCGUGCAUAUUUGCAAAUGUACGUAUGAACAGGAUAUGUGUAAGGAGACGUGCGUGCGUGCGUGUGUGUGUGUGUGUCCGUGUCUGUUAUGUAUACACAUGAAUUGGACUUUACUUUGUAAUUGUCAUUAUGAAAAGUGUUUAUAUUGUAAAUAGUAGUUUUAAACUCAUGACCGCUCAUGCUUUCUCCUCAGUUUUUUAAACAUCAGGUUUGUUUACAUUCUGCUCAGUAACAGGUGAGGCCACGAAGCAUUGUGUGUCCAUAGUAACUGUUUCAAAACUAUGAUGCGAUCCGUAGCCAUCAUUAUCCAUAUGCUUUUAGUGUGGGUAGUUCACUGCAUGCUGAAUAUUAACCAGCCACACGGUGACAUUAUUUUAAAAAGCCAAAAGAAUAAAGAUCAUAUUUUUUGUACUGAAAAGUCUGUUCAGAUUCUUCAAUUUUUGUGUUUGUUUUUAUUUUCCAUCAUGCACAUGAGUUGAUGAUGCAGACAAAUGUUUAUAUUUCGGUUUUAUGUCUGGCGCAAUAACGUGCUGGGUGAGAUACAUAUAUAUUUGAUUUUAGAAAUCAUUUGAAUUUUGUUUGGUUUGGAGACAUCUUUCAUAUAUAUAUAUAUAUAUAUAUAUAUAUAUAUAUACAGUAAAUAUAUAUAAUUUACUUUUCCCUCAGAGAUCAAUGGAUGUUCACUUAACAAAGGCGGUAUUUUGGAUUUGUUAUAGUGUGCAUUGUAUGACCUUUUUUUUCAGACCAAAGAUGUGACAGAAGCUGACAUCUAAGUCCUUUCUUUUGACUCUUUUCAAAAAUAAAGCACAUUUUUGGGAAGCA
Messenger RNA from Clupea harengus (Atlantic herring), 10199 nucleotides. RefSeq names its product sodium channel, voltage-gated, type I like, alpha b (gene scn1lab). Gene Ontology annotation, cellular component: plasma membrane; voltage-gated sodium channel complex. The coding region runs from base 1207 to 7392 and encodes 2061 amino acids. Gene Ontology annotation, biological process: membrane depolarization during action potential; neuronal action potential; sodium ion transmembrane transport. Gene Ontology annotation, molecular function: protein binding; voltage-gated sodium channel activity. The record is from RefSeq and is a predicted model, not a curated record. The transcript is spliced from 27 exons. NCBI's taxonomy places the organism in Eukaryota, Metazoa, Chordata, Actinopteri, Clupeiformes, Clupeidae.